This is a messenger RNA of Danio rerio (zebrafish), 2845 nucleotides long. The record is from RefSeq and is a predicted model, not a curated record. NCBI's taxonomy places the organism in Eukaryota, Metazoa, Chordata, Actinopteri, Cypriniformes, Danionidae.
GCAUGAUGGAAUCACUUGGCAUAUCUACUCUCAGAUAGAGUACGUUAGUGUGGACUGAGCUUGUUACUUUGUAGUUUGAAAGUUAAAAAAAAAAUCCAGGAUUAAAAGCAGGGAAUACAAAACUUAGACACAUCAAGACAAGUGCACAAAGAUCUCUCUUAUCCACACACACUAUACUCCAUAUAGAAGGCAGAAACUAAGCCUUUUUUGCAGUGCAACUGACGAUCAACAAAGCGUCUGAAGGCCAUGCCAGGGCCAGAUGGACACAGUGAUUUGGGUCCUUGCAAAAACCUUGCUGUGCCCAAAUCCUUCUUUCCUCCUAAACCUUCAAUUACGGGUGAGAAAUGGCACACAGCCUUAGACUUUAUUUUGAGGGGAGAUGCCCAGGAGAAGAUCCACCACCGCUGGGCUAGUCAGCACUCCACACCAGUGGCACAAAACAUACACCAAAGAGUUGCCGAUGAAGGUCUCAUCAGUCCCACGAGGAUAAAACCAGUACCGAAACCUCGUCUGCUGAAGUCACAGUCUCAUACUGACCAGCAGCAGUCUUUCAAUGAUAGCAACAUGAAUUAUUUUGGAUCUGCAUCAGAUGGGAAGAAUAAUGAUACUCAUUUGGAAAACUGGCACAUUCAACCAAAAACUACCUCACAUAAAUCAAAACGGAUCCCUCCAAGCAUACCUGUACCUGCCAGGCCCCUUCCCAAAGAGCCGGCGCAAGUGAUCUCAGUGACGGAAUCUACAAAUGACUAUGAUGAUGGAGUUUAUAUGGAUAUAGACUCUUCACCAACCCAGUCUGAAUGCUUUAGCUCAAUAGUUGUCCACAAUACUCAGUCAGGUUCUGAGGUUUGUCCUGAUGACAGACCACUUUUACCUCUCUGUCUGUCAAAACCAAAUCUUGCUUUCAAGUUCCAGAAUAAAAACAAUGUUGAGCACAAUGAAGCCGGAUCAUUUCACAACACCAUCAAGGAUAAUUUGGUUUCUGAGCUACAAAAAAGAUUCUCAGGAUCAAUUAAAGAGAGAGAUUUAAGCACCAAAAAGACAAACGUUCUUAAGACUAAAGGAAAUUGCUCUCCCAAACUGUUUAGUAGCUCUCAUUUGGAAAUGAUCUCAAUGCUCUUCCACAUGAAGAAACUGACUGAAGUAGACCGGCCACUUGAAACUGUAGCUAUGCCAGCUGUUUCCAAUGGUCCAAAGAGUCCAGAGGAUAUUUCUUUAAUUGUAAAAUACCAAGCAACAGAGAUGGAGAAUCUCAAUGAAAGUUCUCUGAAAACUCCAACAAUGCUUCCUCUUCCUGGUUUGGUGGACAAACUUAUAAAAUAUCCUUCUAACAAAACCUUCACGUGUGGUGAUAAUCUGAAAAAGCCUCUGGAACAGUUAUGGCAAGAGCGAAGUAUCGUAAGAAACAGUGGAAUACUAAGUCGACUCAAUAUGGAGCAGCUAAGGCUUCAAGAGCAUCUGUAUGAGGUUGUCAUAUCCGAGCAGGUUUAUCUUCAGAGCUUGGCCAUGACUGUGGAACAUUUUCAGGAAUCUUCAGUUUUGAAAGAGGCUCUGGCACCACGAGACAGGAAGUCAUUGUUUUCUAGCAUUGCAAAAAUUAAAGAGAUCAGUCAAAGCUUCAUGGAUGCAUUGCUAUUGGCGCUGUCUUCAAAUUUGUUCUGCGAUGGUGUCUGUGAUGUUGUACACCAGUAUGCACUUGGACCCUUUGAUGCUUAUAUAACUUACAUCCGUAAUAUGCCCUAUCAAGAACAGACAUUACACAACCUUGGAAAAGAGAGUCCUCAGAUUUUGGAGAUCUUGCAUAAACUGCAGGAAGACCCUCGAUGCAACCGACUUUCCCUUAAAUCCUUCCUUUCCCUGCCAUUUCAGAGGAUAACACGACUUAAAAUUCUAAUGGAAACUAUCCAGAAAAAGGCUGUUCCAGGAUCAGACUGUGGGUCCGCAGCAUUUAGAGCUUUGACAGAAAUCUCUAAGCUGCUGGAGGCCUGCAACUGGCAGGUGGGAAGAAUGAAACAGAUGGAAGAAAUUGUGCAGAUUGCUAACAAGAUUGAGUUUGCCUGCAAGGCCCUGCCUCUUGUGUCUUCUUCUCGCUGGCUUGUGAAACAGGGAGAUUUGCUUCAAAUUACUUCAAAGGAAAACAUGUUCGGUCAGAGAAAGCUGUGUCCUGUACUUCUGCUUCUCUUUAAUGAUUUACUGCUGGUGGCCAACAGGAAAGGGUUGGAUCGGUUUGUGGUUCAUGACUAUGUGCACCGCUCACUGAUGGAGGUGACGGAAGGUAAAGAUCUGGAAGAGGAGCUGGAGGGAUGUGAGCUGAACCGGAUAUUCCAACUGACCCUUUUGCAUAAUCACCGGAGCACCUCAUCUCAACUUCUGCUGCAAACAAAUUCAGAAGCUGAAAAGAACUUAUGGGUGGAGCUGCUAGGUGGUCGGAGAGAUGGACAGGACACUGUGUAUGAAGAAUGGGAUUGUCCUCAGGUGCGAUGUGUUGAGGUUUGCACUGGACAGCAGAGAGGAGAGCUCAGUCUACAGCAGGGAGAUCUGAUCAAUGUCAUACAGAAAACUACUGAUGGGUUCCUGGAGGGCCGUAGAGUACAGGAUGGACAGCGGGGCUGGUUCUCGGCCUCAUGUGUAGUAGAGAUCACUAAUGAACAUGUACAGAGACGUCACCUCCGUCAGAGGUAUCAUGUCCUACAGACGGCCACACGCCUGCUGAAACAGCGCAACAGAGGCCUUGAGCAAACAACCACAAAAUGCCUAAAAUGAGAGACCGCUUUCCUAGAGAGAGUCUGUUCUUAGAUACUGUUUGAUAGUGUCUUACUGACAUGAAAUAAAAAAAAGUGAAGAAAAA